CCGAUGCUGCUGCUGUUGCUGGGUCCUGUGGGCGAGGUUGCAGUGAGCAGCGUUUGACCGCCGAGUAUGAUAUGAUUCGAUACGAACGCCACAAACAUACUCCAUACCAGAAAUUCCCACUUCUGCUACUAGUAUCGUUGCUAGCCUCAGUUCGAGCCAAUCCAUUUUUUGGCUACAAUUACGAGAAACCAGCCUGUCCAAUCGUUCCCCCGGAGAUAGUCUACACGACAAUUUGGGAGCAAUCGGAGCUGGAAACCAUUUACAUCCCCGCGAGCUACCCCGUGCAGGUUCCCGUCUACGAAACGGUGACCCAAACGCUCACAGUGCAAAGUCCACCCCAGGUCGUCUACCAAACUGUAACACUUCCACCGCAGAUUCUUCCAGCCCAGACCGUGUACAACGAAGUUACCAAAACGGUUUGCAGCUCUGCUCCACGAAAUGAAUAUUUGCCACCACCACCCGUGGACGCAUAUUUGCCGCCAGAGGAAAAAUAA
This is a messenger RNA of Culex quinquefasciatus (southern house mosquito), 494 nucleotides long. RefSeq lists its product as uncharacterized. The transcript has 2 exons. NCBI's taxonomy places the organism in Eukaryota, Metazoa, Arthropoda, Insecta, Diptera, Culicidae. Bases 72 to 494 code for a protein of 140 amino acids. The record is from RefSeq and is a predicted model, not a curated record.